AUGACUGCCCCAGUAGCCCAGGAAGAGCUGCCUAUCCUCGAGGCUGUGAUCAACAUACGCAAUCGCCUCACCGCGUUGAAGAAGGACAGAGGAGAGUACAUCAAGCCGUACGAUGUGAACGCGCUCUACCAGGCUAUCAUCAAGCAAGUAACGCGCCUCAACGAAGUCCGAGAUGACCACACCACGUACAACAACCGCCUUGACACCACCCUCGCGGACGUGUUCAACCUCCUGUCGUUAUUCUUUCUCACGAUCGGGAGAACGAAGGAGUCGCCGUCGACAUAUUGUCAGAUCGCCAGCAUGAGGCAAAUCCUGGAGCACAUGGACGAAUCUGGUGUCUACAAUGAAUCCGACCUUGCGCCCUUCCACCGGCGGCUAGCAGAACUACGCUGGAUCGUGCGAAAUGAUGCGGAGAGCGGCAAGCACCCAAUGGCGAUGACGACUCUGCUAGAGAGACAAUUGAAUGAGUGCGAACAUGUGUUGCAGCGCCUUCAAGAUUCAUUGGCCGUGCUCUCUCCUGAGCUUGUGCCCAUACACGAGCGGCUUGUGAACGUUCGACGGAAGCUUGUCGCACUUGCCGCAAAGGAGACUGCCCGGGAGGCAGCAGCAGAAAAUAACAAGCAAGCAACCAUCGUACCUGAACCGUUGCACUCAAAGCCUCCCUCGAAAGAACCAACGCCGCCUCUUGACGGCGAAACACGCUCAGGGGCUGACUCAGCACCAGAUAGCGAGUCGGAAGCUAAGACGCCUACGAAAGAGACCACACCCAAGCCCGAAUUACCUCAGGCAGAGAAAGACCGCGUAAAAGUGAAGGCCGAGCUGAAGGCGCUCAUGGAGGAACUCCGCAAGAUUGAUUCGAAACGUGUGGACGGCAAGUUCUUGGCGGCCUGCUCAUCUCUGCUUGAGGAGUGCUUUGAGAUCGCGCAAGAAAUCCGGGCACAAGAUGAUUCGCGAUAUGUCGCUUCGUCCCUCAGACCCAUCUAUGACCGUCUCAGCGAGAUCCGGCGCGAACUGGAGCAACUUGUAUUGACACAUCGAUGGAGCCUUCGCGAGACCGAUCUCUGGAACUAUAGCUUGAGUCUGCAAGAGAUCGACAAAAUGCGCGUUGACGGCAAGUUCGUCGAUGCAGAGGGCAUUCGACCAUCAGGACAAUAUGUCUUGCUGUAUCUGCUCCGCAGAUGUUAUGGUCUCAUCUAUCGCCUCCUCUCGUCCAGUGAACCUGUCUCGGAGGAGCUGAUGCCCAUUGCGAAUAAACUCUCCACUGUGAAGAAGUGCCUGAACGAGGUCUUGAAGUAUGGCGGGCCAUUCUCGCCUCGAGAUCUCUACCCAUAUCAGCUAGCUCUGUAUCAGAUCGAUUCUAUGCGCAAAGAAGGCAAAUUUGUCGGGGUGGAUGGAACCAUUCCGGAGGGUCAGGGUAUUGUGAUGGCACAUCUGAAUGAGUGUCAUGAACUCCUCGAAAUGUUGAAGGAAGCCAUGGAAGAGGCGGAGGACGGCAGCUACGAUGACGAAGAUGAGGAAUAUAGUCUAGACGGUGAUGAAGAGGAAGAGGAAUGAUUGCAGGUACAUGGGGGGUUUCUCGGUUCACUUUUCUACACGUCGUUCGCUCUGCUCAAUGCAUUCUCAAUGGGUGGAGUAGUCAUUAUGUUGUAUCGAUACAUGGCCGGUCAUAGUAUGCGCGUCGAGCACAAUUCAUCUCAUGACAAUGUCGAUCUAGGGGAUCAUGGCCAGGGCUGCAGCACUCACCCAGCUGAUAAGACUACCGUGUUGUACCUCACUCACGUCGAGUUUUUCGCGUUCCGAGCACAUGCCCUCCAGGAACCACUGCUGCGAUUGCGUUCAAGGUCAGAUGCAGAUAUCUUACACGAGAAGUACAUGCCCGUGUAGACAGAUGAUGGAGUGAC
This is a messenger RNA of Fomitopsis serialis, 1901 nucleotides long. RefSeq lists its product as uncharacterized. Gene Ontology annotation, cellular component: cytoplasm; nucleus. NCBI's taxonomy places the organism in Eukaryota, Fungi, Basidiomycota, Agaricomycetes, Polyporales, Fomitopsidaceae. The transcript is spliced from 14 exons. Bases 1 to 1554 code for a protein of 517 amino acids. The record is from RefSeq and is a predicted model, not a curated record.